CCUACUACUUUAUUAUUAUCAUACUGUGGCAUCACAUCAAAUUUUGGCAUUAAGAAAUAAAACCUUUAUAAAGUAUGCCAAAAGUACGCCGAAGCCGCAAGCCGCCCCCAGACGGAUGGGAGUUGAUAGAGCCCACACUCGAGGAGAUCGAGCAGAAGAUGCGCGAGGCCGAAACAGAACCACACGAGGGAAAACGCAUUUCGGAGUCCCUCUGGCCCAUAUUCAAGAUCCACCAUCAGAAGACGCGCUACAUCUACGACCUGUUCCACCGGCGCAAGGCCAUUAGCCGGGAGCUCUAUGACUACUGCCUCAAGGAGAAGAUCGCCGAUGGCAACCUGAUAGCCAAAUGGAAAAAGUCCGGCUACGAGAACCUCUGCUGCCUGCGAUGCAUACAGUCGCGCGACACAAACUUUGGCACCAACUGCAUCUGCCGUGUGCCCAAGUCCAAGCUCGAGGAGGGACGCAUUGUGGAGUGUGUGCAUUGCGGGUGCCGCGGAUGCUCGGGCUAAGGUGCGAGGAUGGCCUGGGACACGAAGUCCCUGCAGCUGCUGCGAGUGCCCAAAUCUCAGCUCGAGGAAGGACAUUCUUUUAGACAUAUGUAUCGAAAACAAUAGCCAAUAGCUAUACCCACAGAGCGACACAGCUCGCAGAGAGUUAAGAGAUUGUAAUGUACAAAAAUAAAGCAAAUUUAUAAUUAAAUAAAAAAUUAUAUGCGACUUAUCGAUUUCAAGUCUACCGUAAUUUAUCGCUUUCAAAUUUAUAAAUCAAAAUUAUUAAAUUUUCUUCAUUAUGUUUAUUAAAACGUUACAAUUUAAUUCUAUUACACUUUUGCUUAUAAACGAAAGAAACAAAUCAUUGUCAAUUGGUACACUCAUCAUAUUUUAUACAUCGUUUUCAUCGUGUCAUAUUCAACCGUCCUAUUAAACAACAAAACGCAAACACCAA
Drosophila obscura is the source of this 945-nucleotide messenger RNA. Its product is annotated as protein BUD31 homolog. Bases 75 to 509 code for a protein of 144 amino acids. Gene Ontology annotation, cellular component: spliceosomal complex; nucleus. The transcript has a single exon. The record is from RefSeq and is a predicted model, not a curated record. NCBI's taxonomy places the organism in Eukaryota, Metazoa, Arthropoda, Insecta, Diptera, Drosophilidae. Gene Ontology annotation, biological process: mRNA splicing, via spliceosome.